AUGGUAUCUCGGGGAAACAAGUUUGUAUUCGUGCAAACGCUGUUUGAGAAAGGAGAAGAGCCGGAGAAGAGCGCGGGCCGCGAUAGCAGACGGACGCUGGGACGGACCAAGCGGACACGGGUGUCUGUGGCCUGCGACCGGUGCAAGAGACGGAAGAAGCGGUGCGAGGGACUAGAACCAUGCGAAAACUGCAAACUGGCCGACGCCCGGUGCUCGUACUCACGCGCACUUAGGACGCAAAUAAGGAAAAACAGGGAGAAGGAGGACGCAGUUGAUGAACAGGUUCCAACAGAGGCUCUCAUGGUAGACUCCGGUAGCACAUGCGAGCCACAACCCACCUCCCCACCUAACUCAACAAAACACAGCCCGAACGCAGAAUUCGCUCACGCGGACGAGAACGAGGUGCUUGCAGAAGCCCUUCAAAACCGGAUUCUGGCCCUGAAAAAACAAUUUUCUAUGUUGCAAGAGGAGCUCGCAGCUUUGCGGCCACACAAGGCGCGCGCCGAGAAGUGCUCGAGCGACUUCUACAAGUCGAUUCGACUGCUUUUACAUGACACCCAGGACGAGACGUACGCUGGCAGCACAGCCAUUGUGUCCAAAGUGAACUCGAUCAAGAAUUGGAUUCUCUCGAAACUAUACAGGGAGAUGAAAGACUCCCACUCGUUCACCAAACCGCCACCCGACCACGCCAAAAUUAUGCGCAUUCUGGACAGCCGUGCCAGCAGCACGGUGCCGGUAGCCCCCACGGAAGAGCUCGAAACGAUGUUUGUGCAGUACUUCAACCGGCUCAUGGGCCAGCGGUAUUUUUUCUACGAGCCGGAGGAGCUGGAGCAGCUGUUUGAGGUGCAUUUCGGCGGGUCCGAUUCACUUUGUCCCAAAUUCACCAGCCGAGCGCACCAGGACGCCAUUGCAAGCUUGAUUCUCGGCACGGGCUGCCGUCUAGUGAUGAUGUCGAAACAGAUGAAUUUCCUCAACCCGAAGGUUUAUUUCGACCGUGCCAUGGACCUACUCUCCAGCAUAGAGUCAGCACUCAACUCUCUAGACCAGAUCCGUCUCAUCAUGUACAUCUCCCUGUACUUGCUGGUCUCGUACGAUCACAACGUCAAGUUCACAAUGAACAUCUGGGAGCUGUCGGGGCUAGCGAUUCGUAAGAUCACCCAGACAGGCCUGCAUCGCUUCAACAUCCCGGCCGUCGAGACAGCAAAGGAGUACGAAACAAAAAAGCGCAUUUUCUGGUCCGUCUACACGUUCGAGAAGGUGCUAUGCAUGACGCUGGGCCGCCCUGCGUCAAUCUCCGAGGACGAGAUAGAUGUGCCGUACCCGCUCAACAUCGACUCGCUGGCGGAAAUCGACGCCAAGGACCUGUACAAACUGCAGAUCGAGCAGCAGCGGCUGCAAUACCAGCAGCACGACCACCGCAUCACGUAUCCGCAAAAAAUCUCCCGCACAUACUAUCUCAUCCAGAUGUGCCGCGUCCGUGAGCUUGAGCUGCGCAUCGGGAACCUGGAGCAGUCGAUCGCCGUGCCGCUCGCAGCGUCGAUGAUCGACACCGCGCCGCAUAUAGAGCCGCAAUUCAACGCACGCUACCAGAAAAUCGAGACAGAGCUCGAGAACUGGCGCGCCCAGCUCCCGACGGAGUCGGAAUUCCUCGACGGCCUGCGUCGUGAAAUCCCGUUCGAGUACCUGACCCUUUGCUACCACCGGUCGAAAAUGUUUCUGUGUCUCACCAGAAUCAUGCACAGCGUCGACACGGACCACAAGAGCUUCCAUGCGCUUUUGGUUGAGAUUUCUGAGGCAGCAGGCGGUGUUUGCAAGGCGUACAUGGCCAUCACAAAGGACCCGGCAUUUGGCUACGGCAUGUUUAGUUUGCACUCUGUUUUCCUUGUCGGCAUUAUUCUCGCGUACUCGAUUCUCAACCUUGACCACGAGCUGCUUGUCACCUCGCAAAUGUGGAAAUUCCACAAUUAUCUGCGCCACUGCUCGGUGCUGCUCUCACUGUUUGCCGAGCGCACAAAAAAGGCCGCCAGCUUCCGCAUCCUGUUCGACAGACUGCUCGAGGAAGGCAUUUUCCGCACCGCAGCGGGCUCGCCAGAAAUGCCGGCCACUCCGGCCAGUUUCUACUCGCAAACGUUCGAGUCGGGCGACCUCGAGCUGCGGAAUCUGAUGGACAUCUUUAGCUCCAACACAGAAAACCACUGGAACAUCAGCGACGAGGACGAGUUCUGGGAAAAACUAGAUUCUAACCGCUCUCUACAUAAAUAA
Ogataea parapolymorpha DL-1 is the source of this 2262-nucleotide messenger RNA. RefSeq lists its product as uncharacterized. The record is from RefSeq and is a predicted model, not a curated record. Gene Ontology annotation, biological process: positive regulation of transcription by RNA polymerase II; DNA-templated transcription. The coding region runs from base 1 to 2262 and encodes 753 amino acids. Gene Ontology annotation, molecular function: sequence-specific DNA binding; DNA-binding transcription factor activity, RNA polymerase II-specific; zinc ion binding. Lineage: Eukaryota; Fungi; Ascomycota; Pichiomycetes; Pichiales; Pichiaceae. The transcript has a single exon.